GCCGUCGGGUACAGAGCAGAGGGUACCACAGGACACUGCCGCUGCUGCUGCUGGACCUCAACAACCAGCAACAAGAGACGCGCAAACUGCCUCGGAUAUCUCCUCUCCCUACCUCACCGCCGCCAGCUUUAUGUCCGGAUAUUCUGCUACUUGGACAUUAAAGCGGCAAGUUGAGAGUCAAAUAUGACAGCUCGUAUUUAGCAUUAAUGUGUCAGCGGCUGUGUUUGUGAGCUGUGAGUCUGUGAACCGGAGCGAGCGGAGCAACGCGUUUCCACCGACUGGACCUUUUUUACUUUUCGGCGAAGAAGGCUGUUCAUUUACGGCGUGCAUGGAUUUAAGGACGAGCGGUACUGGUUAUGACAUUAAGGAGCACUCUGUCCACUAAACAGACUGUUCGCUUGGCUGGGUACAAGGAGUAGCAAGCGAUAAGACAAUUACAUAAUGUCAUUUUGGCUACUAUGAAAACACAGCGAAAAAGCUGCUAACGAUAGCGGCGACGGAGCUCUAUCAAGAUAAAACAGGCGGUAGACAUUAAGGUCAUUUACAUCACGUGUGUUAGUACAGGACUGUAAUGUUAUAAUGUGUAUUUUAUUCUUUUUAAUCUUUCGUGCUACAGAGUAACGAGGUCUGCAACUCCAUUAGCACAGUUAAGUUGGUGUCACUUGUAGAAUUUGGACUAGGCUAAGACUACAAAGAAGACAACGACGUUGAAUUUGGCGUCUAAAUUCGUCAAAAACAACACAACGGACGGCGAAGUUUGACAGCGAAACUCCCUCAAGGGCUGAGAGGUCACCGGGACCGGUCAUCUCCUUUCCCUCCUCCCCCUCCUCCUCCUCCUCCUCCCAUCAGUCUGUUAUGAAGAUGUGAACUCUUCCCUCCCUCCCUUCCUCUUUCUCUCUUCGCCGUCCAGGACACUUUGAUCUUUUUUUUCCCUCUGUUUGGUACAAAGAGAUCAAAGGCGACUCCCUCCUCUCGGGGAUGUACGAAAGCGUGGAUGUUGUGGGUUUUAGCCCCAGCCCCAGCAGCCCCAGCCCCGGCUCCUUUCUGAGCAUGGACUACUACCACAGACCCCCGGGGCUCGGGCCGGAGAAGGGACUCCUGUCUGGUGUAGGAGGACUCCAGCGUCCGUUCGGAGGAUCCCUGGUGACCGUGAGACACUGGAGCGGCUCCAGCCACUCCAUAGAGACUGAGAGCACGAGUUCAGGAGAGGACCUACUCAUCCCCAGCCCCCCCUCACCUCCACCUCCACCCCGUGUCUACAAGCCCUGCUUUGUAUGUCAGGACAAAUCUUCAGGAUACCACUAUGGAGUCAGUGCCUGCGAGGGUUGCAAGGGUUUCUUUCGGAGGAGCAUCCAGAAGAACAUGGUGUACACAUGCCACCGAGACAAAGUGUGUGUCAUAAACAAGGUGACGAGGAACCGGUGUCAGUCCUGUCGACUGCAGAAAUGCCUCGAAGUCGGCAUGUCCAAGGAGUUGGUGCGAAAUGAUAGAAUGAAGAAGAAGAAAGAAGAAAAGAGGCAGGGGGAGACAGAGAUCUACGUCCUGUCAGCAGACACAGAGCAGAUGAUUGAACGAGUCCGCCGGGCCCAUCAGGACACAUUUCCUUCCCUCUGUCAGCUGGGAAAAUACACCACGAGCAACAGCUCAGAGCACCGUGUCGCUCUGGAUGUCAGUCUUUGGGACAAGUUCAGUGAAUUGUCCACCAAAUGCAUCAUUAAGACAGUGGAGUUCGCCAAGCAGCUCCCUGGUUUCACCACGUUAAGCAUCGCUGAUCAGAUCACCCUGCUCAAAGCCGCCUGCCUCGACAUACUGAUUCUAAGGAUCUGCACCCGCUAUACCCCCGAUCAGGACACCAUGACCUUCUCAGAUGGUUUGACUCUGAACCGCACCCAGAUGCACAACGCAGGGUUCGGACCUCUCACAGAUCUGGUAUUCUCCUUUGCCAACCAGCUGCUCCCACUGGAGAUGGACGAUGCAGAGACAGGAUUACUCAGCGCCAUCUGCCUGCUCUGUGGAGAUCGUCAGGAUCUGGAGGAGUCAGAGAAGGUGGAUGUUCUUCAGGAGCCAAUGCUUGAAGCCUUGAAGAUCUAUGUGAGGAGGAGGAGGCCUGAGAAACCCUGUAUGUUCCCUAAGAUACUGAUGAAGAUUACAGACCUCAGGAGUAUCAGUGUCAAGGGAGCAGAGCGAGUGAUCACACUGAAGAUGGAGAUACCCGGCUCCAUGCCUCCUCUCAUCCAGGAGAUGCUGGAGAACUCUGAGGGACUGGAGGGGCAUGGAGCUGGAGGAGGGAAAGGGGGAGGAGGAGGAAAAGGAAGAGGAGGAGCCAGAGAAGAGAAUGAAACGGAACUCGGCAGCUGUCAACCAAGUCCGUCACCCAAAUCGGUUUCAUCUCCCAGCCUGAGCCCUGCACCCUGCUCCCCCUCUUCUCCCUCCCCCUCCACCUGAAGUCCUCAGCGCCUCUGCUCUACACAGCGCCACCCCACGGCAUAUCGUGGUACUGCAAGAAAACCAACGACACCGCAGACUGGAAGCAGGAAAAACUGCACCUAAUAACGUGAUGUGGAGGACAAAAAGUCUGACUCUCUGAACCCAUUAACUAGUUACUGGUGACAUGUUUUGUCCAUGACAUUAUUAAACCUUAUGCCUACCAGCAGGGAGGUUAAUUUUUAGGUGGUAUGAGGUUAAAUGAAGCAGAUAUUCUAUGGUGUGGGGACUGAAUUUGUGUUCAGACAUCAUGGUUUUAUACAUCAAAUGCAAAAAACAGCAUUUUUGCAAUCUUUUUAUAUAAUGCAGAAAAAGUGUAUUAUAUGCAAACUGUGUGAACCGAAAUGAAGGAUGAUGAAGAUAUUUAAAUGUGGACAGACUGAUGAAGAGGAUUCAUAUCCCCCCAUAUGAAGUGAUGUAUAGUAUGCAAAAUUAUUAUUUGUAUUAUAUUGUAUAUAAAAAGGCUGUGAAAGAAGUUGUUGAACUGAGGUGGACUUAUACAAGAGGUUAUUUUCCUAAAUGUAAAUUUGUAUAUACUGUUUCUCCCCAAUACAGCUGUAAAUAGUUCUUCCUUCAACCCCCCCUCCA
Messenger RNA from Epinephelus fuscoguttatus (brown-marbled grouper), 3072 nucleotides. Its product is annotated as retinoic acid receptor alpha-B-like. The coding region runs from base 979 to 2445 and encodes 488 amino acids. Gene Ontology annotation, molecular function: zinc ion binding; nuclear receptor activity; nuclear glucocorticoid receptor binding. Gene Ontology annotation, biological process: regulation of transcription by RNA polymerase II; cellular response to corticotropin-releasing hormone stimulus; retinoic acid receptor signaling pathway. The transcript is spliced from 9 exons. Gene Ontology annotation, cellular component: nucleus; transcription regulator complex. The record is from RefSeq and is a predicted model, not a curated record. Lineage: Eukaryota; Metazoa; Chordata; Actinopteri; Perciformes; Serranidae.